Rubroshorea leprosula is the source of this 944-nucleotide messenger RNA. The record is from the annotation of a GenBank genome assembly. Lineage: Eukaryota; Viridiplantae; Streptophyta; Magnoliopsida; Malvales; Dipterocarpaceae.
GUUCCGCUCAUUUCGCGCACCGAGGGAGAAGGACUAGGGUUUUAGAGAGAACUCCAAGGAAAGAGAGCUAGGGGAAGCAAACUUCUAGGGUUAGUUCUUUUGUUUCGCGGAGAGGAAGAGAAAGAAAGAUGGUGGCGGACAAGGGAAAGAAGAUGAAACUAGUAGAAAAAGAACGGGAGGAGAAUUCGGAGCAAAUUGAUGGAGAGCUUGUUCUUACCAUCGAGAAGGUGCGGGAACUCUAAGACAAGCUUGAAGAGUGAUGAAGAAGGAACAAAGAUUACUACUACACAGAUAAAGUGGAAAGAGGGCAUGGGCUUGCAAAAUGGAGUUAAUUGUGACAAGAAAUUAAGGAAACAGGCAACAAUUGUCUGGAGAAAGUUUUCUUUGGCUGGUUUAGUGAGGAUUAACCGAAAGAAGACUUGGAUGAACUGACUGAUGAUGUAAAUUUUACAUAUAUAGGGUACUGUACUUUGAUUUUAUGUCAAUUGUGUUGGACAAUUUUCCCCUUGGUAAUAAAGCUGGUCUAAGCUUUUGAAUUAUAGGUAGCAAAGAUUAUCAAGGAGGAUCUCUCGUGUAAUCCUAUUCUUUUUCUUAGUGUUCCUCAUCCUAAAAGUUUCUAGAGGAUAUUUGCAGUUCUAAAUCUUAUCUUCUUCCAUUACUAAUGGUGACUGGUGAUUUCCUUGAUCUAGGAUGCUGAUGAGGAAUAUUUAGAUGGUGAUGAAGAGGUACCUAUUUUCUUUUUUGGCUCUGCAUAUGACUUUCCAACCUCCUCAAGUAAUAUAAUGAAAGUCACAUUAGUGGUUCCAUAUGUUUGCUAUUGUCGUCAAUGUUUUCAUGGUUGCUCAAUUGGUUUAUUUGUAGGUUUUAUUUUUGUCCAUUUGCAUGAUUGUAGGCUCAGAAUUUUUUAUUUCAGGGUUUUGGUUGCACAGUUCCACUUAGUUUUA